This is a messenger RNA of Doryrhamphus excisus (bluestripe pipefish), 1970 nucleotides long. RefSeq names its product gastrulation brain homeobox 2 (gene gbx2). Gene Ontology annotation, biological process: regulation of transcription by RNA polymerase II; regulation of nervous system development. Gene Ontology annotation, cellular component: nucleus. Gene Ontology annotation, molecular function: DNA-binding transcription factor activity, RNA polymerase II-specific; RNA polymerase II transcription regulatory region sequence-specific DNA binding. The record is from RefSeq and is a predicted model, not a curated record. Lineage: Eukaryota; Metazoa; Chordata; Actinopteri; Syngnathiformes; Syngnathidae.
GAGGAGGGGCAUGGUCCGUGAGGGCAAAGCAGCUCAAUUAAACCGCGGGGAGCGCAAUUUAAAUCCCAAAUGUCAGCGGACGCGCUCGGCGCCAGCGGAACAGUGGACUUUUAGCGGAGUUUUAGCUUCUUUUUCGGCCAUCUCGGUGGAAGUUGGACGCGGGAGUGGCUUUGAUGGAAUGCGUCAGGCUCCACUGAAACCUCCGGGGCUCCGCGCCCCCUCUGCUGCCGCCCACAGUGCUCCGUCUCCGGCAUCGUUCUUAUGAGUGCAGCGUCCAGCCCGCCCUUCGUGGUGAUGCAGCGGCCACUCGGAAGCAGCACCGCCUUCAGCAUUGACUCUCUUAUCGGGGGGCCUCCGCAGCCCAGCCCGGGACACUUCGUUUACACCGGCUAUCCCAUGUUCAUGCCGUACCGCUCGGUGGUGCUGCAGCCGCCGCCGCCGCCGCCCCCUUCCUCCCUGCAGCCGGCUCUGGCCGCCGGACACCCGCCUCACCCGCACGCUCACAUCCCGGCUCUGCAGAGCGGAUUCUGCUCCGGCCUGGCGCUCACCUCCACGCUGAUGGCCUCGCUGCCCGGAGGAUUCUCGCCGGGCCAGCAACACCAAGACGCGGGCCGGAAGCACGCGGAGGACGGCAAGAGUUUCGUGCAGGGGAAGGAGUGCACUCUGCAGGCGCUCCACGACGCCGACACGUCCGCGCAGACAGCCACAGCGCGGAGUCACAUCCAUCAGGACGAGUCCAAGGAGGACGAGUGCGCGCGGAGGGACGAGAGCUUCUCCAUGGACAGCGACCUGGACUACAGCUCGGACGACAACAUCGCCUCCGCCUCCCACCGGGAGGACGCGGACGGCGGCGGGACGGCGCUCGAGGACGGUCCUCACGGCCACGGCUCCGGCGGCGGCGCGUCCUGCCCCGCGGGAGGCGGCAAGAAUCGGCGGCGGCGGACGGCGUUCACCAGCGAGCAGCUGCUGGAGCUGGAGAAGGAGUUCCACUGCAAGAAGUACCUGUCGCUCACCGAGCGCUCCCAGAUCGCGCAUGCGCUCAAGCUGAGCGAGGUGCAGGUCAAGAUCUGGUUCCAGAACCGGCGGGCCAAGUGGAAACGGGUCAAGGCCGGUAACGUCAACAACAAGUCCGGGGAACCGUCGCGGAACCCUAAGAUAGUGGUCCCGAUCCCGGUGCAUGUGAGCCGCUUCGCGAUAAGGAGCCAGCACCAGCAGCUGGAGCAGAGCCGGCCUUAGAACCAGGACCAAGAAAAAACUCCUUAGUGCACUUCAUCCUCUCCUUUGAUUCCGUAUUUGUCACAAGUUCAACUAAAAACAGGCCAAAGUUUCAAUUGUAUUCAUUUGCCAUCAAUUUCCUUUUUUAUCAAGUGCAAUGAAAUUGAAAUUCAACCGAAAAUGACGACACGUCCUCGGAACCUUCAAACUCAACUUCCGGCCUCGGGGCUCGAGCUGUGAUGGCGGUGAAGAUGAUGAUGGCGAUGAUGAUGAAGAGACGAUUCCUAACGAGGAAAUAACGGACGUUUUUUUUUUUUUUUUCUUCGGAUGUUUGCUUUUAUUUUCUCUUGUUCGAGUCACGGCGAUGCUGCUAGCUAAUUUAAUUCAAGUGUGCCGACUGACUAAAAUAUGACAAACAAACAAGUGUCAAUUAAAGCUGAAACCAGAUGCUAACGGCUGGCUUUUUCUUCAUUGGCGGCAAACUUCCAACGUUGAAAACGGCCCUCGAAUGUCCACCAGUAUAGCAAGAUUUCACUUUUAACUUCAUGGUUCAGAUAAAAGUCAGAUGUUCUUCAAGGCCUCACAUAUUCAAACGUCAAUCAAGAAAUCAUCAAACACACACACAAAUUAUCAAGAUAAGAACGCUAUAAAAAUGGAACAAUAAUCUUAUUUCAUUUGAGCUGUGUAAUUAUUAUUGUGAAUUCACACGCUUAGAAAUUAAACGAAUGUAUUACUUACCAAACACUGAACAAAAA